AUGGCUACUUUUAAGAAACUCGUGCGCUUUGCCGAUGGCACCCAAACUUACUAUGGGGAUCUGAUUGAGGCCAAAGGAAACAAAUAUACCGUUCAGAAAUUGGAUGGAAGUCCAUUUACCAGUCUCCAACCCACAGAAGAAAUUCAUGAAGUGGAUUCGCUCUUAUGCCCGAUUGAAAGUACGCCAAUCAUCAUCUGCAUCGGGCUAAACUACAAGCAACAUGCUACAGAAGCAAAUCUUCCUAUCCCCAAAUACCCCAGUGUCUUUACCAAGCCCGCCGAUGCACUCGCCGGACCAAGCGAGGCUAUUGAAAUCCACCCCGACGCGCGUGAAUUCCUAGACUACGAGGGAGAAUUGACGGUGGUGAUUUCCAAGGACGCAAAGAACGUCUCUGAGGAAGACGCGCUCGACUAUGUCUUAGGAUACACUGCCGGAAAUGAUAUUUCUGCGCGUAAUUUCCAACUUCCCGAGGUCUCCGGUGGCCAAUUCUGCUACGCUAAGUCUUUUGACAAGUUUGCGCCAAUUGGCCAUACUAUUACAUCGGCACAGGAGAUCUCGGACCCCCAGAAGCUGCAGUUGAGGACCAAAGUCAACGGGGUUGUCAAGCAAGAGACCAGUACAGGAGACAUGAUCUACACCGUGCGACAGAUCAUUAGCCAUCUCUCUCGUGGAACGACGAUUCGCAAGGGGACGCUCAUCAUGACGGGAACUCCUUCUGGCGUUGGUUUCUUCCGGAAAGAAUUCUUGAAGCAUGACGAUAUUGUGGAGAUAGAGAUUGAUGGGGUUGGAAACACCAACAACAAGAUCAUUCAUCGUUGA
This is a messenger RNA of Penicillium verhagenii, 819 nucleotides long. Its product is annotated as fumarylacetoacetate hydrolase family protein. The coding region runs from base 1 to 819 and encodes 272 amino acids. The record is from RefSeq and is a predicted model, not a curated record. Gene Ontology annotation, molecular function: acetylpyruvate hydrolase activity. NCBI's taxonomy places the organism in Eukaryota, Fungi, Ascomycota, Eurotiomycetes, Eurotiales, Aspergillaceae. The transcript is spliced from 3 exons.